AUGCCUGCCCGGCCCUCCCUCCCUCCCUCGCCGGCCAAGCCCGUUCGGAGCCCGCGGCUGCGGGAGCGCCCGGCGCGGCCGUGGGACCCGGGCGGCGGGGACAGCGCCCGCACCUCCCGCAGGCGUCCGCUCUGUCCGCGCCACCCUGGGCCGGGGGGGGGGGGGGGACGCCUCGCCUCUCCCCCCGCCUCCACGGCCCCAGCCGGGCACUCCGGAAAGUUGCUAGGGCCCAGGAGGCGGGAGGGGAGGAAGGGAGGAGAGAGAGGCGGAGGCGUGGACCAGGCGGGCAGCAGCCGAGUCCGCCGGGGAGGUGAGCUGAGGACAGAGGAGCCGCCGCCGCCCGCAGCGAGGCUCGGCUGCCGGGGAGGAGAGUGCGGGGGCGGAGGUGGCGGAGGACAGAAGGUGUCAGCUCCUGCAGCUCUUCCCUUUUCUCGAAGACGCGCGCUCCUGACAUCCACAACCCCUCCCUCUCCACCUGCCCAGCGUCGCGGCGACCAGACCCGGGGGCAUCCCCCCUACUGA
This is a messenger RNA of Acinonyx jubatus (cheetah), 522 nucleotides long. RefSeq lists its product as uncharacterized. Lineage: Eukaryota; Metazoa; Chordata; Mammalia; Carnivora; Felidae. The transcript has a single exon. The record is from RefSeq and is a predicted model, not a curated record. Bases 1 to 522 code for a protein of 173 amino acids.